GUCUCCAAGCUCAGUCUCGCGGCUGCUCUGCCCGCGAUCACACGCGGCCGCCGUACCGCCCUAUUGUCGGUGUUUAGUUGUGCCAUACAUUCUCAAAUAAUUGUAGUUACCUCAAAUAUUCCACCAUGGAUCCCGAAGCCUUCUUAGACCUGGCCAACCAGGUCAUAAAACUAAAAAUGUUUCCGUAUUUUGACAUCGCACAUUCACUAUUAUGUGCACUUUCCGUCAGAGAGGAUUUGGGUGCUGGCGCACAGGCGUUCUCGCGCAAGCACCCUCUGGCAUGCUGGCUCUCCACCAUGCUCGUGAUAUUCGCCGGCGGCAUGGUCGUAAACGGUCUCCUCGGAGAGCCCGUCCUCGCGCCGCUCAAGAACACGCCACAACUCGUCAUCGGCACAGUUACUUGGUACAUAGUUUUCUACACACCAUUCGACGUGGGCUACAAAGUGGCAAAGUUCCUGCCCGUGAAAAUCGUCGCAUCUGCCAUGAAAGAGAUCUACCGUGCCAAGAAAGUGUACGAUGGAGUCAGCCAUGCCGGCAAACUGUAUCCUAACGCUUACAUCAUUAUGAUAAUUAUUGGUACCUUGAAGGGCAACGGAGCGGGCUUCACCAAGCUAGUAGAGAGGCUGAUCCGUGGAGCCUGGACCCCAACUGCUAUGGAAACUAUGCAGCCUAGCUUCUACACGAAGGCGUCGCUGGUGGCAUCGGUGAUCUUCGUACUGGACAAAAAGACCGACCUCAUCUCCGCGCCGCACGCGCUUGUCUACUUCGGCAUCGUCAUAUUCUUCGUCUACUUCAAGCUAUCCUCAAUCCUGCUGGGCAUCCACGAUCCGUUCGUGCCAUUUGAGAACCUGUUCAGCGCGUUGUUCCUGGGCGGCAUCUGGGACUCCCUGGCCAAGCUGCUCGGCAAAGGCCUGCCUAAAGAGGAGAGCAAGGACGUUAAGAAGACCAAUUGAUGCGACACGUCACAGCAUACUACGCUUCUUUAUCAACUGACACCGACAAUGUAAUACAACGGUCGAAAAGAUACUUUAGUAUCAAAUAAAAAAUAGAAAA
This is a messenger RNA of Cydia strobilella, 1053 nucleotides long. Its product is annotated as trimeric intracellular cation channel type 1B.1. The record is from RefSeq and is a predicted model, not a curated record. Lineage: Eukaryota; Metazoa; Arthropoda; Insecta; Lepidoptera; Tortricidae. Gene Ontology annotation, cellular component: membrane. Bases 126 to 953 code for a protein of 275 amino acids. The transcript has 7 exons. Gene Ontology annotation, biological process: potassium ion transmembrane transport. Gene Ontology annotation, molecular function: potassium channel activity; identical protein binding.